This is a messenger RNA of Saimiri boliviensis boliviensis (Bolivian squirrel monkey), 2046 nucleotides long. NCBI's taxonomy places the organism in Eukaryota, Metazoa, Chordata, Mammalia, Primates, Cebidae. The record is from RefSeq and is a predicted model, not a curated record.
GGCGGGGCACACCCGCCCCCGCGCUCCGCAGCCGCCCGCCGUCCGCGCCCGCCGAGGUGAGCCCGGCGCGCGGGCCGUGCCCGCCGCCACGACCCCUCCACAUCCGCAGAAACCGCUGCCGGCUCUACCGGUCCCCCGCGCUGCGGUGGCCUCCUCUUCGCUGCUGCUUUCAUCAUCCCCCGCUUCCCUGCCCUCUGGUCGGAGAUCUCAUUCUCUUCGUCCCCGGUUCCUUGGCUUUUCCCUCUUUUUGCCUUUUGCUCCCCUCCCCCUUCUCCUGUCCUUCCUCUUUUUCGCUGUAUAACCCCCUACUUUCUUCCUCUCACCUUUUAAGCUUUUUUUUUUUUUUCUGGGCCCCCUAUUUUUUUUUUUCUUAAAAAAAAAAAAAGGAAAACAAAAACCCUAUUGCUGCAAAUGAGAAUUUGGAGGGUAACUCUUCGCUAGCGCCAGAGACCUUUUAAAGCGAUGCAUCCGUUUGCAGGAAUGGUGGUGGCGAGGGGACCGGGGUCCUCAGUAUCUGGGAAAUCUGAUCGAGAGGACCCUGUUUCGGUUGUGUCACUCGUGUCUUCAGUUUGGAGAUCCUGAGGGUGUCUGAAGCGAGUGGAUCUAUUUUUCUAAGUCCACAUUGACGACUGCAGUGAGACGCGGUGCGGGGACGGCCACCGGUUACUGAAUGGGAAUUGUGUUACCAUUUGCUAAAUAUAUUGUGACAUACCCAGUGCCUUGGUUAACAGCUCCCUUGACCUUGUGCGGCUCCUCCUCCCUCGCGCUCUGUCCCCCCUCGGGAAUUUCCCCCGAGAGAUCACCGAGAAAGACAAGACGGACUCCCAUGUGAGAAUGGCUAUGACUUUGGAAGAAGCUCCAUGGCUGGGCUGGCUCUUGGUGAAAGCACUGAUGAGGUUUGCCUUCAUGGUGGCCAACAACCUGGUUGCUAUUCCAUCAUAUAUCUGCUAUGUAAUUAUUCUUCAGCCCCUUCGCGUGCUGGACAGUAAGCGGUUCUGGUAUAUCGAAGGAAUCAUGUAUAAAUGGCUUUUAGGAAUGGUGGCUUCCUGGGGAUGGUAUGCUGGAUAUACAGUGAUGGAAUGGGGAGAAGAUAUUAAAGCAGUUUCAAAAGAUGAAGCAGUGAUGUUGGUGAAUCAUCAGGCAACAGGAGAUGUGUGCACACUGAUGAUGUGCCUCCAGGACAAAGGACUGGUUGUCGCUCAAAUGAUGUGGUUGAUGGAUCAUAUUUUUAAGUACACAAACUUUGGAAUUGUUUCUCUAGUUCAUGGAGACUUCUUUAUAAGACAGGGAAGAUCUUACCGUGACCAACAGCUGCUGCUUCUCAGGAAGCACUUAGAAAAUAAUUACAGGAGCAGAGAUCGAAAAUGGAUUGUUUUGUUUCCAGAAGGGGGCUUCCUCAGGAAGAGGCGAGAAACAAGUCAGGCAUUUGCCAAGAAAAAUAACUUGCCAUUUCUUACACAUGUUACUCUGCCAAGGUCUGGGGCAACAAAAAUUAUUUUGAAUGCACUUGUAGCACAACAGGAAAAUGGAAGUCCAGCAGGAGGAGAUGCUAAAGAAAUAGACAGCAAAUCAAAAGGCCUCCAGUGGAUAAUAGAUACAACAAUAGCUUAUCCCAAAGCUGAACCUAUAGAUAUUCAAACCUGGAUCCUUGGAUACAGGAAACCAACAGUCACACAUGUACAUUACAGGAUCUUUCCAAUUAAAGAUGUACCCCUGGAGACUGAUGACCUUAACAAUUGGCUCUAUCAACGGUUUAUUGAAAAAGAGGACCUCUUAUCUCAUUUUUAUGAAACAGGAGCUUUUCCACCUUCCAAGGGCCAUAAGGAAGCUGUUUCCAGGGAGAUGACCCUCAGCAACAUGUGGAUAUUUCUCAUACAGUCUUUUGCAUUUUUGUCAGGCUAUAUGUGGUACAACAUCAUUCAGUAUUUUUACCAUUGCCUAUUUUAGAAAUUGACUUGGACUUGUCAAGGUCACCAUAGGAAUUCAGACUUUCUUUCAUAAGUGUGCAUUAUUUUACAUGUACAAAUCAGAAUAUAUUUAAAAAAA